AUGUUGCCGCAGCAUUGCAAAAUAUUGCUGAGGCAUGAAGUACAGAAGCAUUUCGAAUCUGGUAGAGAAGUGAUAGAGGUAGUAGUGAAGGUUCUUCAGAUGCACAUUAAGUCCCUUAAAAUGCAAUCAAAGGAAAUGGCUGAUGCAGAUGGAAGGCUGAAAAGAGUUGGAGGUAAGAAUGAGGAUCUUGAGCAACUUUUGAUGACACUAGCUUCUCUACAUGGAGACAACAGUGUUUCAUUAAAGGAUCUCCAUAAAAGGAUGGAUUCACAAAUCACCUCGCUGAAUAGGUUGCUGAUUGAUCCUUCAACAAAGCAAUCAGAGUUGUUUAUUUUGGACCAAAUUGACAAACUAACAAAUGAACAUUCUCAAGCGAUGGUCAAGUUCUCCAAACUACAUAAGGUGUUCAACAAGAAAAAACGUAUGAUGCAUAAAGUCCAGCAACAAAUUGAUAGCUGUUCAUACAACGGUUCAGAGAGUAUGAGCAUUUCUGAACUGGAAAUGAAAUUGGAGCACUUCAAGGCGGAGACUCAGGCUGCUGGACAAAAGUACCGCCAUGCACUGGAUACUGAACUCAAAACCAGAAAGGAGUUCAUCAAGAAUGUGGAAGAAUUAGAAAGCCUUUUUGUGAAACAUGAAGAGAAGCGUCUGUUAACCCUCGUGGAUUGCAUUGGGAAGUAUUCUACACUUCUGACGGCAUACAACCCUAGAGAUAAGACAUAUGCCAUCCUGACAGACCUGACUCAACUGUGCAUGGUUUAUAGUCCAGAUGAACAGAUUCAGAAAUUUCUGGCUCAAGGAUGUAUGGAACUCUCUUUCCCUGUUCCACAGUCCAAAGAAGGUCUCCACUACAUGGGACAAGUUAACAUGAAAUUGAACCUGGAACCUGAUGGUUUUAGUGUUCCUCCUUCAGAACAGCUCACUAGGAUUUCUGAUACUUCAGGCAAUGCCAACAGAAGUCUGAAUGAGAGUAAUGGUGACAGAAACAGGGGUAGAUACAGCCAGGACAUUGAUAGAAAGGUUUCAGGUCUUCCUGUGAAUACUUUCUAUGGGAAUGACACUGUUAAGAAUGGUGAAUCAACCAUACAUCCCAAUAAAUAUAUUCCAAAUGAUAUGGUUCCAGAAGAGUUCAGCAGAAUGACACCAAGGAAUGCCCCAGAUUUACCUUUGAUACCAAAGCCACACUUGUGUGCAGACACUCCCAUCAAAACAUCCCCAAGAAAUACAAAUAACUUGGAGGGACUUCCCCGUAUUGCAUGUCCAGAAGCUGCAAUGCAAAGAAUUUUGUCCAGAGAUGAAAAGAGACCAAUCCAGUUUUCAGAAUGUGACACCAUGCAGGAAGAAAACAUGUUACCUAAACUGCCAAGGUCCAUGAUUGGAACCCCCGAGAAGACAAAUUCACAUUACAAAGAGUCUAUUAACCAAUCUCCUAACGAGCCAAAACAUAAUGAGGAUAAGAAAUUGCCAAAUUCAGUGAUAGCAAUCGGUAAUAAGGCUGCUCAGACAUCAAAGUCAAGAAAUGCUUCCUCAUCAUCUCAUCCUAUUGUGAGGGCAAAAUUGAGAAUGGAAGGCAAUGUAUUGCCUAAGAUGCCAACCUUAGGAAAAAAUGUUAUGUCUUCUGUCAAGGGAAUGAGUGAACAAGACAAUUCAGGGGAUCUGCCACCAUGGUUAAAGUCUAAGACUUCCUUUCUGCCCCAGCUGUCAAUGGCCAGUAAAGACGGUGUGGAGAGCUCUAAUCAUCAGUCUGAUAAUGUGGUAAAUAGUGAAGCUACUAGAUUGCCUAUUCUGCACAAGUCUGAACCUAAUACAUGUACUGCCACUGCUACUCCUUUGUCAUAUGCAAAAGCUGACAGUCAGGGUGUCAAUCCUUCAGAACCCAACCGGAAAGAUGGCUUUUCCAUCUUGCCAUCAAAACCAAAAGUGUUGAUUGACACUGGAAAUUCUCAGUCUCUCACGGUCAGACCUACAACAAAGAAUGCUACUUCAGAUAUUCUGAGGUCUCGCCACAGAGUCAGUGUAGUCAAGCAGAGUGGUUACUUGGACAGUGGCAUUGCAGCUGGAUUCCGUGGGAGUGCAAACAACAGAGAUUUUAAAUCCCAGCAAGAAAUGGUCAGUGGUCAACAGGGACAUCAAGGGAUGGUGAACACUGCUGUAGGAUCACACAGUGUGGUUAGUACUCUUCAGGGAUCACACAGAAUGAUUGAUGUUCCUUAUAGAUCACACAGAUUGCAAAAUACUCCUCAGGGACCACAAGGAAUGGUCAUGGCCCCUCUGGGACCACGAGGAAAGGCUGAUGGAUCCCCAAAUAUAACCCAAGACUCAAAUUGUAAUCCAGCAAUACAACCCCAGAGAGCUUGUGCUGGUGCCGCUACCAACAGCCGGGUGAAAAAAGAACACCUUCCAGAGGGCAAUCUGUCUUAUACCGAAGGUAGUAGGAAAGAGAAGUGUACAGAACCAGUCAACUUUAGCAAUGCAGAUCGCCUCCUCAGUAAAUAUGAUGUAAGAAACCUUGGGAUCGGGGACAAUGAUGAAGAGGAAGAAGACAUUUGUAAAAAGGCAGAUCGUUUGUUGGCCAUGCAUGAUAUCAGGAAUAUUUGUUCAGAGGAUAGUCUCAUAGAGAAGGAGAUAUAA
Messenger RNA from Ylistrum balloti, 2631 nucleotides. RefSeq lists its product as uncharacterized. The record is from RefSeq and is a predicted model, not a curated record. Lineage: Eukaryota; Metazoa; Mollusca; Bivalvia; Pectinida; Pectinidae. The transcript is spliced from 9 exons. Bases 1 to 2631 code for a protein of 876 amino acids.